AUGCGCACAACUCUAUUGUUAACCUUGCUACUGAUACUCUCCUGCAUCUGUACAUGUGCAGCAGCAGAGAGGAUGCCACUGCCGGUGCCACGUGUGGGUGGAUACGCUACAGAGGCGAAGGGACAAGGGUUCACAGACAAACUGGGACCAGGAAAAAACGAAUCGUGGAAUAAUGGUCAAUUCACUACUACCACACCAUCCCUCAGUAUGAGUGAGUCCAUGAGUGCCUCUGCCACUCUUCCUCUCACUGACACCACUACUGUUGCCCCAGCACCUGAUCAACAACAACAAGAAACAGCAGCAGGAGAUCAACAGACUACAGAAACAGGAGAGGAACGGCCCGCCACUACUGAGGAGUCGACUACGACGAGCACCGCAGCACCGAAGAAGAAGAAGGACGGCGGCCGCGGCCCUGAGUGGCUGCACGGCCCGCUGGUGCUGCUCGCCGCCCUCACCGCCGCAGUGCUGUGCUGA
This is a messenger RNA of Trypanosoma theileri, 474 nucleotides long. RefSeq lists its product as uncharacterized. The record is from RefSeq and is a predicted model, not a curated record. The coding region runs from base 1 to 474 and encodes 157 amino acids. The transcript has a single exon. Lineage: Eukaryota; Euglenozoa; Kinetoplastea; Trypanosomatida; Trypanosomatidae.